Anopheles arabiensis is the source of this 1437-nucleotide messenger RNA. RefSeq names its product protein CLP1 homolog (gene cbc). Lineage: Eukaryota; Metazoa; Arthropoda; Insecta; Diptera; Culicidae. Gene Ontology annotation, molecular function: polynucleotide 5'-hydroxyl-kinase activity. The record is from RefSeq and is a predicted model, not a curated record. Gene Ontology annotation, cellular component: nucleus; mRNA cleavage factor complex. The transcript has 2 exons. The coding region runs from base 114 to 1385 and encodes 423 amino acids. Gene Ontology annotation, biological process: tRNA splicing, via endonucleolytic cleavage and ligation.
CAACCGUGUAAACAAACCGGGUAACGAGAUCGCGUACACGUUCAUCUAAGCAUGAACUAAUCGCGAUUAAAUACUCGCAGUACAAUUAAAACACACUCUCUUCUGGUGGCAUCAUGACGGACGAUAAAGCCGUCCCCAGGACGGACUACAAGCUGGAGUCCGAUUCGGAGCUGCGGUUUGAAAUAGAAAACAAAAACGAAAAAGUCACUGUUGUGCUGCUCAAUGGACAAGCGGAACUGUUCGGGACCGAGCUGGUGGUAAAAAAGCCGUACGAGUUCGUUACCGGUGCCAAGGUAGCGAUCUUUACCUACCACGGCUGUACGAUCGAGCUGCGCGGCAAGCCGGACGUGGCGUACGUUGCCAAAGAAACUCCCAUGGUUAUGUACCUGAAUGCUAACUCUGCUCUGGAGCAUCUGCGCAACAAAGCCGAACAGGAGGACGCACAGGGACCAAUCGUGAUGGUAGUGGGCCCCACCGAUGUCGGAAAGACCACGCUGUGCCGCAUAUUCUUGAACUAUGCAGUGCGGCUGGGUAGACGCCCGAUAUUCGUCGACUUGGAUGUGGGUCAGGGAGGAAUCGCCAUACCCGGCACCAUCGGUGCGUUACUCGUCGAGCGACCUGCGCCGGUAGCGGAAGGCUUCUCGCAACAGGCCCCUCUCGUCUACCACUACGGCCAUAGUACACCGUCGGCGAACAGUACGUUCUAUGAUGUGCUGAUUUCGAAGCUGGCCGAAACGACGCUGGAACGGUUGCAGGCGAACAAAAAGGCCAAAUCGUCCGGAAUGAUAAUCAACACCUGCGGCUGGGUGAAAGGUUCCGGCUACUCGCACAUCCUGCACACCGUCGAAGCAUUCGAAGUGACCGCUAUCUUUGUGCUCGACCAGGAGCGCCUGUACAACGAAUUGCUGCGGGAUGUCAAGGGCACCGUGCAGGUUGUGUUUCUGCCGAAAAGCGGUGGCGUUGUGGAGCGCACCAAAUCGCAGCGCACCGAGGCAAGAGAUCAGCGCAUUAGAGAAUAUUUCUACGGCUCCAAAAUGCCCCUAUUCCCGCAUAGCUUCGAUGUAAAGUUUUCGGAUAUAAAAAUAUUUAAGGUUGGCUCACCGCCACUGCCGGAUUCGUGCCUGCCGCUGGGCAUGAAGGCGGAAGACAACUAUACCAAGCUGGUCGCAGUACAGCCCGGUCCGCAGCUGUUGCACCACAUCCUGGCGGUCAGCUUUGCCGAGAGCACGGACGAGAAUGUGAUACAGACAAACGUGGCCGGUUUUAUCUGUGUUACCAACGUCAACAUGGACAAGCAGGUACUGACGGUGUUAUCUCCUCAGCCGCGGCCUCUCCCGCAAACGAUACUUCUCGUUUCUGAUCUUCAGUUCAUGGACAGUCAUUAGAUGUGACGACGAAAAGCGUCAGGAAAUACAUUUCAUUCAUUUAACUACCGUA